CAGCCCUCGCUGGUGUGCAGGCCUUGCCUGCCCAGCUCCCCCUUGUCCCUGUCCCCCUCAGCCUCGCUGGUGCAGGGACCCCCAGCUCGUUAGCUCUCUCCUCAUCCCUGGCCCCCUCGGUAGGGUCCCCGGGGGUCCCAGCUGUCCUCAUGCCAUCCAUGUGGGGAGAGGUCCGGGUGCCUCCCUGCCGUGCCCCCGGGACUGUGGUGCCUCUCCAGGCUGGUCCUGCUUGCCAGAGGCCACUGAAUCCUGAGGGCAUUCCCUGUGGGGCUGAUGUGAAAUGGUGGCUUAUACAAAACGGAGUGUUCACUCACCUGGAAAUGCUGGAGAGACAGGCUCACCAGACAGCCCUGAAGCAAGAGGAAGAGGAGCAGCAAGAAGAGAAGCUGGCCAUGCUGAAAGCCAGAGUGCAGGAGCUGAGACUCCAGAGGGAUCAGCUGCAGGCUAAAGUGGACCUGCAGCAAAAUGGGCAACCUGGGAAGGAAGGAGCUGUGUCAGAUCCAGCACAGCCCAGUGCUCGGGCUGUUGUAGAGUGGAAGGUAAAGAGCAUUGAGGCCAUGCUGAAGCUCUUCUAUCUCACAGGGAUCAGCGGGAAGCGGACCAAGCGGGGGGUAUGUUUCUGUAUCAGCACGGCUUACGAGGGCAACUACUUGGAUUUCUACUACUUGGACCUGCUCACCAAGCCAGAAGUGCAGAUUCACCGCCACUCCAUCCCCAUCUUCAUCCCCCUGGAGCAGAUUGCCAAGAAGUACUUGCAGACGGACAUCAGGCGCUUCUUGUCUGUCCUGUCCGACCACCUGAACGCUUACGUGGGGAGGAGGUACCAGGCAGACCAGUUACAGGAACAGUUUUCAGACCAAAUCGUAGGAACCAUGCAGAGGAACUCCUUGUGUAACUUGCUGGUCUUUAAUUACAACGUGUCAAGUAAAAGCCAGACCUUUCAGUUCAAUGUGAGGCUGCUCUACGGAGAUCCCUGCUGCAGCCUCCCCACUGAGGUCACCGUAUCUUCCACACCGGAUGCUCCCACGUUUCUGGCAGAGGUGGCAGCAGCUCACUCGGACCUGCUCCGCCGCCUGGCUCUGCACAAAGCCUUCCCCGCCCUCCGCAGCGCGGAGGGAAGCGCGCACCCAGCACCCUGAGCCGCCCUGGCUCGCAGGAACGGGCCUCCCUCGUUCCCUCGCCUGCAGGGGGUGAUCUCAAUACGCAAAUGUUUUCCAUGGACUUGCCGCACUGCUGCUGGGAACGCCCCCGAGGAGCAACGGGCGCCGUUUGGAUCUCCAGAGGAAUGUUUCCUUGAGGCUCUGGGGUGUUUUUUGUUGCAGGUGAUCUUGCCUCCGUGCUGUUUACUUGUUUGAGUGCAGUUGGUGCCACAGAACUGCACAGUUCUGGGCAGUGUCUCACAACCAGAAUCAGAAGCUACUCAAACAUCCAGAUCUCAGUGUUUUGGGGGCAGUGCCCUGUGGAUCAGCACGGUGCACUCAUCCAGCACACCUCGAAAAGGAGAGAGUGAGCAGAAUAAUCUGUGUCCUGCUUAAAACGGCCAUGAAAGGGCUUCAAUUUAGAAGCUGAAAGGGGCUGAGGGACAGAAGUGCAGUUUCCUUACAGCCAGCAGCAUCCCAGGCCCUUGUGUAGGUGGUGUUAACACCCUCCCCCAAGCAUGAACUUCCCAGAAAAUUCCACACCAGCGGCAAGCAGCUUUGUGGGUUCUGUUCCCUCCCCUUCAGGCCUGGGGCAGCUGUGCUGAUGUCCUGUCCUGCUUCAGGUCUGAAUCAGAUCUUUUCAAACUUGCUAUUUUGUAACAGUAUUUUAAAAACUUGUUAAUAAAAGUUCUACCCUAGUGA
Apus apus (common swift) is the source of this 1841-nucleotide messenger RNA. It is a transcript of the gene CENPO, whose product is annotated as centromere protein O. NCBI's taxonomy places the organism in Eukaryota, Metazoa, Chordata, Aves, Apodiformes, Apodidae. The transcript has 6 exons. The record is from RefSeq and is a predicted model, not a curated record. Gene Ontology annotation, cellular component: kinetochore; Mis6-Sim4 complex. The coding region runs from base 150 to 1139 and encodes 329 amino acids.